Messenger RNA from Limanda limanda (common dab), 956 nucleotides. RefSeq names its product ras-related protein Rab-17-like. Gene Ontology annotation, cellular component: endosome. Bases 138 to 806 code for a protein of 222 amino acids. Gene Ontology annotation, molecular function: GTPase activity; GTP binding. NCBI's taxonomy places the organism in Eukaryota, Metazoa, Chordata, Actinopteri, Pleuronectiformes, Pleuronectidae. The transcript has 6 exons. The record is from RefSeq and is a predicted model, not a curated record.
CGCUGCGUCAAACUCUCUCCUCAAAGAAGCCGUGUCAGCUCCUCUGUGCAGUUUGGAGCAGCUGCUGCUUCUUUAGAAGGAAAACAUUUAUCUGUACCGGAUCAGGACUCACAGACUUUGCUUCACCUGUUCUUCUCAUGGGGGAGAAUCUCCCGAUGUCGCCAGGAGGAGCUCGUCUGAGGAGACCUGUGCAAACCCUUAGGGCUAAGAUGGUUCUUCUGGGGAGCUCUGGAGUGGGCAAGUCAUGUUUGGCUCUGCGGUUUGGGAAGGAUGAGUUCAAGAGCACAUCGCCUACUGUUGGCUGUGCCUACCUGACCCGGAUGGUGUAUUUGAGUGACGUCAAUCUUCGCUUUGAGAUAUGGGACACGGCAGGGCAAGAAAAAUACCACAGUGUCACCCCUCUUUACUACAGAGGAGCCCACGCUGCCCUCCUGGUCUAUGAUAUCAGCAAGAGGGAAACGUUUCUCAGAGCUCAGGUGUGGCUCAGAGAGCUGGAGAAGCAGGUCAUCCCAGGAUCUAGUGUCCUGUGGCUGGUGGGCAACAAGGGGGAUCUGGCUGAGGAGAGGCAAGUCUCAGUGCAGGAAGGACAGGGGCUGGCCAGCGACAGGGGCUUGUACUUUUCAGAGACAUCUGCAUUGUCGGGGUUCCAGGUCAGCGAGUUGUUUGCAGCUAUAGCCCUCAGGGUGUACGAGUGUGUAGGCGCCCAGCAGGAGGGUCUGUCAGAGUGGAGGGAGACCCCGGUGGUGAAUCUGCGACGCGGGGACACGUUCGCUUCUUCUGCUUCCUGCUGCCGAGUCGGGCCCUAGAAGAGAGGAGGAGAAAAGAGGGAAAGAGACGGAGCUUUUCGGCCAAACCUCCCCACAGGUCUGAUUCCUCGGCCCGUGUACCAGGACGCAUCGAUGUUUGGAUCUGAACGACACAGCAGGAAAUAAAAAACAUGACUUUGCUGGUGAACA